This is a messenger RNA of Onthophagus taurus, 457 nucleotides long. RefSeq names its product acyl-CoA-binding protein-like. Lineage: Eukaryota; Metazoa; Arthropoda; Insecta; Coleoptera; Scarabaeidae. Gene Ontology annotation, molecular function: fatty-acyl-CoA binding. The record is from RefSeq and is a predicted model, not a curated record. Gene Ontology annotation, biological process: fatty acid metabolic process.
CUAUGUGUAGAUUAACCCACGUGGUUUCUAUAUAAGCCCAGGUAAAAUUGAUUGUAGAUUAGUUUUAGUUGCGAUCCCGUACUAACAAAAACUUUCAUCAUGUCUGCUGCCGAUUUCCAAGCUACCGCUGACAAAGUCAGAACCAUGAGCCCACCAAGCCAAGAAGACCAAUUGGAACUUUACAGCUUGUACAAACAAGCCACCGUUGGUGAUUGCAACACCGCUGCUCCUGGCGCUUUGGACGUUAAAGGAAAGGCCAAAUGGUCCGCCUGGAACGGCAAAAAAGGCAUGAGCCAAGAUGAUGCUAAACAAAAAUACGUUACCAAGGCUAAAUCCUUGGGAGUUUAAGAAUUAACUAGACCACUACUCACAACAUAUAUUUUAUUUCCUUCAUAUGUUAUCAAUUAUUGAUUAAAAAGUAUAAUUUAAUAAAGUAUGCACAUUUUUUGAUACGUUA